CGCAGCAAAAAGUGAGGUCAACAGUUUUCCUAAAAAAAAUAAAAGAGUCAAAGCAACCGACGACCUCGGCCAGUGGAGAGGAGGGGAACAGGUGGACGUCCAUGGACGCCACGGCGGAUCCCCUGCUGCCCCAGCCGGCAGCCGCCGUGGACCACCUCGGCCGCCCAGUAUCCCGCCUCACCUCCGGCCGGUGGCCCGCCGCGUUCUUCAUCAUCGGCGUGGAGAUCUCCGAGCGGUUCGCCUACACCGGCAUCUCAGGGAACCUCAUCGCCUACCUCACCGGACCGCUAGGGCAGUCCACGGCGUCGGCCGCCGCGACCAUCAACGCCUGGAACGGCGUCGCGCUUCUGCUGCCGCUGCUCGGCGUGGCCGCCGUCGCCGAUUCCUGGCUCGGCCGUUACCGGACCGUAGUCUGUGCCUCUCUGCUCUACAUCCUGGGCCUGGGCAUGCUCACGCUAUCAUCAAUUCUUGCCACACAACUACCAAAUCAAUUUGGAGACCGCAUGGAUUCUGCUCUAUACUCGACUUCGACUGCUCAUUUACCUUUCUUCUACAUCUCCCUGUAUAUGGUGGCCUUUGCUCAAGGUGGGCACAAACCUUGUGUGCAAGCAUUUGGGGCAGACCAAUUUGAUGAGAAGGACCCUGAAGAAUAUGCCUCGAGGAGUUCCUUCUUCAACUGGUGGUAUUUUGGGACUUAUGGAGGCACUCUUGUUACAGUUUCAAUCUUGAAUUACAUUCAAGAUAACAUAAGCUGGCAGUAUGGGUUUGGAAUCCCGUGCGUCGUCAUGUCUCUUUCUCUUGCAGUUUUCUGGCUUGGGACCAGGACUUACCGCUUUUACCCUGUUAGAAGUGAUGGAAGUCUAUUUGGAGAGGUUCGCAGAUACCUUUUAUCAUUAAUUAGAACCUGGCAUGCAUCAUGGUGUUUGAGAUCACCUGAUGAUUCUCACUGCAUGCCAACAUCGACAUCCAGCGAAGCCAAGGAUAAUGCAGAAAUGAUAUGUUUCCCUGAUGAAGCCAAGUCAGUGCUUAAGUUGUUUCCGAUAGGAGCAACCUGCCUGAUCUAUGCAGUUGUUUAUGCCCAGUGGAUGACGAUGUUCACUAAACAAGCAAGUACACUAGAUAGGUGGGUAGGUAGCCUACAUGUACCAGCUGCUUCCCUACAAAGCCUGAUCAGCGUGUCAAUCAUCAUCUCAAUCCCUAUAUAUGACCAGAUACUCGUUCCGCUAGCCAGAAAGUACUCAAAGAACCCCAGUGGUAUCACACCCUUGCAAAGGAUUGGAGCUGGACUAGCCAUCUCUGUGGUCUUGAUGGUUGUCGCGGCCCUUGUGGAGAUGAGAAGGCUCAGGAUAGCCAGAGAAUAUGGCCUAGUGGACAAACCUGAAGCGACCAUUCCGAUGAGCUUUUGGUGGAUGGUACCCCAGUUUGUCCUGGCCGGUCUGGCAGACAUGUUCACAGUGGUCGGCCUGCAAGAAUUCUUCUAUGACCAAGUGCCGGAGGAUCUGCGCAGCAUGGGCCUUGCCUUAUACCUGAGCAUACUCGGGGCCGGGAGCUUCGCCAGUGGCAUUCUGGUGUACGCAAUCGACUGGGUAACCAGCAACGGCGGAGAUAGUUGGUUCUCGGACAAUCUAAACCGCGGUCAUCUCGAUUACUUCUACUGGCUUCUGGCCGUGCUCAGUGUUCUCGGGCUGGCUGCUUUUCUUUACUUUUCACAAGUGUAUGUCCACAAGAAAAAGGGCAUUUCAGCACAAUGAUGGUAUGCGAAGGGACUGGAACUGAGAUGCCUGAAAUCCAUGGGUUGUCGCCCAUAGCCUUUUCAGAGUCCAUGAAUCUGGAAGAUGGGCUGAAGCUUUGCUUUAGGCUGUUGUACAUAUAUAAUAGGACAUUCUUCGUAAAUACGUAAAGUCACCACCGUAAGUUGAGGCGAAUGAUCGGGCCUGCUUG
Messenger RNA from Triticum aestivum (bread wheat), 1941 nucleotides. RefSeq names its product protein NRT1/ PTR FAMILY 5.10. NCBI's taxonomy places the organism in Eukaryota, Viridiplantae, Streptophyta, Magnoliopsida, Poales, Poaceae. Gene Ontology annotation, cellular component: membrane. Gene Ontology annotation, molecular function: transmembrane transporter activity. The coding region runs from base 102 to 1751 and encodes 549 amino acids. The transcript has 4 exons. The record is from RefSeq and is a predicted model, not a curated record. Gene Ontology annotation, biological process: transmembrane transport.